CUUUAGUUCUUAGUAAGCCACUUCCAAGAUGAGAGUCCCACUAAUAGAUUUCUUGAGAUUCUUAGUAGUCAUUCUUUCUAUUAGUGGUGCUUUAGUUUCUGCAAAUGCGACGGUGAAGCAACACUUUAAUAGAUAUGAGACUACAAGUUAUGGUUAUGGUGCUCCACCUAGCUACCCAACACCACCAACACCAAGUUACAGUCCUCCGAUACAUCCACCACCAAUACAGAAGCCUCCCACACCAAUUUACAGUCCUCCAGUCAAACCGCCACCCGUACACAAGCCUCCAACACCAACUUACAGUCCUCCGAUCAAACCACCACCCGUACAUAAACCUCCAACACCAACUUACAGUCCUCCGAUCAAACCACCACCCGUGCAUAAACCUCCAACACCUACUUACAGUCCUCCGAUCAAGCCACCACCGGUACACAAGCCUCCAACACCAAUUUACAGUCCUCCAAUAAAGCCACCACCAGUGCAUAAACCUCCAACACCAACUUACAGUCCACCUGUCAAGCCACCCCCUAUUCAAAAGCCUCCUCCUAUUAAGCCACCACCAGUGCAGAAACCUCCGACACCAACUUACAGUCCACCUGUUAAGCCACCCCCAAUUCAAAAGCCUCCCCCUAUUAAGCCACCACCAAUACAGAAGCCUCCGACACCAACUUACAGUCCACCUGUCAAGCCACCCCCAGUGCAAAAGCCUCCACCUAUAAAGCCACCACCGGUACAUAAGCCUCCAACACCAACUUACAGUCCACCUGUCAAGCCACCCCCAGUUCAAAAGCCACCACCAGUACAUAAGCCUCCAACACCAACUUACAGUCCACCUGUCAAGCCACCCCCAGUUCAAAAGCCUCCCCCUAUAAAGCCACCACCAGUCCAUAGGCCUCCUACACCAACGUACAGUCCACCUAUCAAGCCACCCCCAGUUCAAAAGCCUCCGCCUAUAAAGCCACCACCGAUGCAGAAGCCUCCAACACCAACAUAUAGUCCACCUGUUAAACCACCACCAGUGCAGAAGCCUCCAACACCAACUUACAGUCCACCAAUAAAACCACCCCCAAUUCAAAAACCUCCCCCUAUUAAGCCACCACCAGUGCAGAAGCCUCCAACACCAACUUAUAGUCCUCCGAUUAAGCCACCUCCAAUUCAAAAGCCGCCCCCUAUUAAGCCACCACCAGUGCAAGAGCCUCCGACACCAACUUACAGUCCACCUGUCAAACCACCUCCAGCUCAAAAGCCUCCCCCGAUAAAACCACCACCAGUGCAAAAACCUCCAACACCAACCUAUAGCCCUCCUGUAAAACCACCACCAGUGCCAUUGCCACCAACUUAUAGUCCUCCUAUAAAACCACCACCAAUACAAGUGCCACCAACACCAACUUAUAGUCCUCCGAUAAAACCACCACCAAUACCUCCAACACCAACUACUCCAUCACCUCCACGAGGUGGAUACGGCACUCCUCCUCCUUACGCAUAUCUAUUACAUCCUAUAGACGCAACCAAUUAGGGAAUCGAGUUACCAUACAUAUAAUUCCUCGAGGAUCGCCAAGAGAAAUGUAUGUUAAAGCUACAUAUGGUGCUGCAUAUUAUGCAGUAUAAUAAAUAAAGUUUUCUAAUUGGUUGUUCAUAUAUAUGUUACAAUCGAGUUCGUUCGUGAUACCUUUAAAUUGUAUGUCAUACUUUGAGUUAAAGUGUUAUCUAUGUUUGCAUUUUCUAAAA
This is a messenger RNA of Capsella rubella, 1728 nucleotides long. RefSeq names its product proline-rich extensin-like protein EPR1. Lineage: Eukaryota; Viridiplantae; Streptophyta; Magnoliopsida; Brassicales; Brassicaceae. The transcript has a single exon. Bases 29 to 1516 code for a protein of 495 amino acids. The record is from RefSeq and is a predicted model, not a curated record.